AUGUCGUUUUUUGGAUUCGAUCCGACUGCUCCACAGCAGCAGUCUCAUCCGCAACAACAUCAACAUCAACAACAGCAACGCUCUCAGCAUCAACAGCAACGCUCUCAGCAACCAUUGGAUUUUGAAGACACUUACAAAGGGUACGGCGACUACCAAGCUGAGGAUGAAGAUUUCUUGAAUGACGAGACCUUCGGGAACAACGUCGAACUAGGUAACAACUUCGAUUUCGGCCACUCCCAACAGCAACAACAACAACCGCAAGUGGGUCAACCACCUGCUGCUCCUGUCCCCCACAGAUCCUACGUGGCCGCUGCAGCAUCUGGAACCUCGCAACAGGCUCAUAUGGAUGCCGCUGUUGAUUUGAGACCAAUGGAAUCCCUAUGGAACCCUAACAGCGGUGCCGCUGCAAACACUGCCGGCCCAACUGGAGAUCAAGCCGAACAACCUCGUGUCUUGUCUAUGGAGGAAAUCGAACGAAACCAACGCCAAAUGCAGAUGCAUCCACCUCCACCUCCUCCCCAGGGGUACCCUGCCAUGCAAGGCUACCCAAUGCCUCCAGGUAACUUCAUGCCUCCACCAGGUCAGAACUAUCCAAUGAUGGCACCUCCUCCUCAACAGCAACAACAGCACCAGCAAUUCCAACAGAUGCGUCCAGUGUUCAACCAGCCUAACUAUAUGGGCUACCCUGGAAAUGCUCCACCUCCUCAUCAUCAACCACAACAACCUCACCAACCCCAGAAACAACAAAUGGUCGCUCCUCAGAUGCAAUUUCCUCCUCAGCAACAGCAACAGCAACAACCAGUUCAACAAGCUCCUGAGCAACAAGCUCCACAUGAGCAACAGCUUGCUUCUCAAGUUGCUAUGCCACAGAUGGAUCGCUCCUCCUCCAGUUUGUCUCAAUCCUCAAAUGAAAGGGAUAACUUCAAGGGUCAUCCGAGACAGCCUCAUCAAAGACAACCUCGAAACAGAGAACCAUUGACUCCUGAGGAACAGAAGAGAUUGGAGGUCCGUCAUGCUAAAGUCGAAAAGAUCUUGAAACAUUCAGGUCUAAUGACUCCCCGUGACAAGGACUUCAUCACUCGUUACCAACUAUCUCAAAUUGUCACUGAGGACCCUUACAAUGAGGAUUUCUAUUUCCAAGUUUACAAGAUCAUUCAACGUGGUGGUGUCGUAGGUGAAUCCAAUAAGGGCCUAAUUGCAAGAGCCUAUUUGGAACAUUCAGGUCACAGAUUAGGUGGUCGUUACAAGCGUGCUGAUAUCGCUUUACAAAGAAUGCAAAGUCAAGUUGAAAAGGCCGUCACUGUUGCAAAGGAGAGACCACUACGUAAACAAGAAAAGGAACAAAGUAGAGAAAAUAGUAACACUGAAGGUUCUAACUCUGCAGGUGUUUCAAGUGCUGGUCAAUCCAAUGAUAACCGUGAUGGUGUCCUUGGUAAAAUCUCUUCUUCACUGAACAGUAAAGCUCCGCGUAGACAACUACAAAUUCCAACUUCAAACAAGACCCUUUUGAAUUCGUUAUUAGUUAAUGAUGAACACGCUACUGCAGCAAAGCCAACAAACCCAGAUGCACUAAUGGAAGUCACUGAAUCCCUAGGUAACGUCGAAUUGAGUCAAACUGCAAGAGUCAGAAGAAGAUCAUCUUACGCUUUCACAUCUGUCGAUCAAAGCUCAGUAUUAUCCCGUUCAGGUGGUAGAAAAUUUGUUUUAUCUCUUAUUGAAACCGUAUACGAAGAAGUUCUUGAGUUGGAGGCAAAUUUGAGAAGUGGUAAACCAAUAGACAAUAAGAAAUUAUGGGAAGCUCUACAUAUCAACGAUGAAUUAUACGAGGUUUGUCCAUUCAUUUCCAUGCUAUCCUUUGAUAAAGGUGUUAAGAUCAUGCCAAGAAUCUUCAACUUCUUGGAAAAAGAUCAAAAAUUAAAAUUGCUACAAACAUUCUUCUCCGAGUUAUCUCAUUUGAAUAUUAUUAUUAUUAGUUCUUACAAGACCAACCCAGAACCAACCGAGUCUCAAUUAAAGCAGAUCGACAUAUUUCAAACUGUGUUCUUGAAGAUCAUUGUUUCCUUCUUAUCCAGCAGUUCUAACUUCAUUGAAAUCAUGGGUCUAUUGUUGCAUUUAAUCAAAAACAACAAUGUCUCCUUCAUCUCUACUUCAAAGAUUGGUCUAAAUUUGAUUACUGUUUUGAUCUCUAGAGCUGCAUUAAUUAGACAAGACACUAACAGAAGCAACAUGCUUUCUUCACCAGAGAUUUCCACUUGGAAUGAAAUCUACGACAAGUUAUUCACUGCUCUUGAAAGCAAACUAGCUGCAGUCUUCCCUCCAAAGGAAUAUAUACAAAAAGUUACAAGUGUUCACCUGAAGGGUCAUGUGGCUCCAGGUGCUACUCCUCAACAUUACGAUCAGGCCUACAUAUGGCAAUUCCUUGCCUCUUUGGCCCUAAGUGGUAAGUUGAACCACCAACGUAUCAUCAUCGAUGAGGUCAGAGAUCAAAUCUUUGGUACGAUCAACGAGGCUGAACAACUAAAGGAAACCGCUAAGACACCUACCGAAUCUGUCGACGAUCUGGUAUACAGACGUGAAAAACUGUAUCAAGAUCUAAACUUAUUCUUAAAUGUCAUGGGCUUAGUAUCUAGGGACGGUGAAAUCAGCGAACUCAAGUGA
Messenger RNA from Maudiozyma barnettii, 2658 nucleotides. It is a transcript of the gene PAT1, whose product is annotated as Pat1p. Gene Ontology annotation, cellular component: P-body. The record is from RefSeq and is a predicted model, not a curated record. The transcript has a single exon. Gene Ontology annotation, biological process: P-body assembly; deadenylation-dependent decapping of nuclear-transcribed mRNA. Lineage: Eukaryota; Fungi; Ascomycota; Saccharomycetes; Saccharomycetales; Saccharomycetaceae. Bases 1 to 2658 code for a protein of 885 amino acids. Gene Ontology annotation, molecular function: RNA binding.